AACCAGCUCUACACAACUGAAUCUACAAUCUUUUCCUUCCUUUAAAUAAUCUCAACAUCUCUCAAUUCUUAUUUGCCUCUUAACAAAAUAAAAACCAUAGAAUUAGUGACACUUACUUACUCAUCGUGUCUAUUAUAUUUCAAAGUUCUAAAAUGGAACUAUGUUCCUCAAAACAGCCAUCCACAACAACACUCUCAAUAACCUCAUUCAUCUUCUUCUUCCUACUCCUCUCACUCCCUCACUCCACAUCUGCUUCUUCUCCCAAUAACUUUGUUGGUUCAUCCCUCAGAGUUUCUCCCACCAAAUUUUCCAACUCUGCCAAUGAAGUUAAAACCGUUUUACAAAAAGUCACCUCCAUUUUAUCAACCUUCACCUACACCUUCAGCCAUCACUCAAAUGCCAUUUCCGAUUGCCUCGAUUUACUCGACAUGUCCUCCGACCAACUUAGUUGGUCUGUUUCCGCUACUCAGAAUCCCAAAGGGAAGAAUAACAGUACUGGAAAUCUAAGCUCUGAUCUAAGAACAUGGCUCAGUGCUGUUCUUGUGAAUACAGACACUUGUUUAGAAGGAUUACAAGGAUUACAAAGUACAUUUGCAAAGAGUGAUGUAUCAAGCGGUCUUGAUCGUGUAUUGUCAUUGGUGAAGAAGAAUCUUUUUGAAGUAGUCCUCAGCAACGAUCAACUUGCAACUGCUACCUCCGAAGAUAGAUUUCCUUCGUGGAUUAACGACGGAGACAAGAAGUUUUUUGAGGCAAAUGAAACGACUGCUGAUGCUAUUGUGGCGGCUGAUGGGAGUGGGAACUACACUACAGUGAUGGAUGCCGUAUUGGCAGCACCUAAAUUCAGCAUGAGAAGAUAUGUUAUAUAUGUGAAAAAAGGUGUAUAUGUUGAGAAUGUUGAGAUUGAUAGGAAGAAAUGGAAUAUUAUGAUGAUUGGUGAAGGUAUGGAUGCUACUAUUAUCUCCGGUAGUCGGAAUCGUGUGGAUGGUUGGACUACUUUCCGAUCAGCUACCUUUGCUGUUAAUGGUAGAGGGUUCAUAGCAUGCAACAUUUCAUUUCAAAACACCGCAGGUCCCGAGAAGGAACAAGCAGUGGCUUUAAGAUCGGACUCUGACCUCUCUGUAUUUUAUCGGUGUGGGAUAUUCGGUUAUCAAGAUAGCCUAUAUACCCAUACACAGCGCCAAUUCUACAAAGCGUGUAAAAUCACUGGUACGGUGGAUUUCAUUUUUGGAAAUGGCACAGUUAUGUUCCAGAAUUGCGAAAUUCUAGCCAAGAAAGGGAUGCAAGGACAAAAGAAUACUGUCGCGGCCCAUGGACGAACAGACCCGAACGUAACAACCGGUUUCUCCUUCCAAUUCUGCAACAUUUCAGCAGACUUUGACCUUCUACCUUUUAUUGCAACCAUCCGAACAUACCUUGGUAGACCUUGGAGGCCUUAUUCGCGAACAAUUUUCAUGCAAUCCUAUAUGAGUAACGCGAUAAGUCCCGAAGGGUGGCUAGAGUACAAUGGAAGUGUUGGUUUGGAUACAUUGUACUACAGUGAAUACAUGAACUCCGGACCGGGUGCUGGGGUAGCGAAUCGGGUGAAAUGGUCUGGGUACCAUGUAAUGAAUGAUUCGAGCGAGGCUGAAAAGUUUACUGUAGCUCAAUUUAUUUUGGGGGAUCUUUGGUUACCUUCCGCUGGAGUAACUUACACUGCAGGUUUGACAGUGUAAAGUAAAUUUAACUUAAAACCAUGUAUGUCUCAGUAUAAUACUGUAUUUAGUGAUUAAACAAGUGGGAAUUCAUAACAGUUCUUGGUAUUGUAUCAAAGAAAAACUAUGUAAAAUUAAAACGGAGACGGGUUAUUAUUAACCCCAAUUUAUUAAUAAGUACUUGAUUAUUAGAUA
Messenger RNA from Medicago truncatula (barrel medic), 1886 nucleotides. Its product is annotated as pectinesterase/pectinesterase inhibitor PPE8B. Gene Ontology annotation, molecular function: pectinesterase activity; enzyme inhibitor activity. The coding region runs from base 153 to 1712 and encodes 519 amino acids. Gene Ontology annotation, biological process: cell wall modification. The record is from RefSeq and is a predicted model, not a curated record. The transcript has 4 exons. Lineage: Eukaryota; Viridiplantae; Streptophyta; Magnoliopsida; Fabales; Fabaceae.